AUGGAAAACAUUCAAUCGUUGAAAGAAAGUGGACGAAAGUUUUUUAAUGAGCAAGAUUAUUCGAAAGCUGUAGAAUAUUUUACCAAAGUUAUUGAACUGGAAGAAAAUGCAAUGAAUUAUUAUCAAAGAGCGACUGCUUUCGGAUGUCUACUUGAUAGAAAGAAAGCAAUUGAUGAUUAUUCGAAAGUUAUUGAAUUAGACGAAACUUUUCUGGAUGCUUACUUGUAUAGAGGAUUGAAUCUUUUCAAAAUUGAGGAUUUUAAGAAGGCAGAUUCUGAUUUUUCUAAAGUUAUCGAAUUUGGUGGAACAGAUAUGGUAUUUCUAUAUCGAGGAAUUUCCAGAAUUAGAAUUCGAAAGGAAAAUGAAGCUCUCGAUGAUUUGAACGUUUUUAUUGAGAAAGAGCCUGAUCAUGUUCAAGCUCUGUUUCAUAGAGGACUUACGAACCGAAUUUUGGAUAAUCUUUCAGAUGCCAUUUCUGAUUUGACAAGAGUUAUUGAACUUUCGAAUGAAAAUGAUGACCUGUUCAAGGUUUCUCUGGAAAAGAGAGGUAAAUUCUAUGCAUUGUUAGAAGAGAAUGAAAAAUCAGUGCAAGAUUUGUCCGAUGUUAUUGAAUUAGAUUCGAAUAAUGUUCAUGCUUUUUAUUAUAGAGGAUUUGCUUUCCAAAAGUUGAAUCAAAAUGAAAAGGCAGUUCAUGAUCAUUCGAAAGUAAAGGAAUUAGAUCCUGAUAAUCGAAAUUCAUACCAUGAAACUUUAAUAUUAGCCAAAAUGGAAAAUUCGAAUGUUGAAAUUGAAAGCUCAGAUAAUAGGGAAGAAACAAGGGAAGAGAACGAACAAGAAAAUGUGGAAAACUCUCCUGAAAAAGCAACACAAGAAGAAUCCAAAGAAACUACGGAAACCAGCGAAGACGAAAGUAAAGUAAAUGAAGACGAAACUAUUCGCAAUGAACUUUCUUCCCAACCACUUGAAGAAAAUCCAAUCGAAAUAGCCAAUAAACAUGACUAA
This is a messenger RNA of Naegleria gruberi, 1002 nucleotides long. RefSeq lists its product as uncharacterized. Gene Ontology annotation, molecular function: protein binding. The transcript has a single exon. The record is from RefSeq and is a predicted model, not a curated record. Lineage: Eukaryota; Heterolobosea; Eutetramitea; Acrasida; Naegleriidae. Bases 1 to 1002 code for a protein of 333 amino acids.